GCCACUGCAUCUUACACACAACGCAGUCCAUAUCCAGACACAUUACAUACGGACAAACUCAAAAAUCAACCAUCAAAAUGCCUUCAAGCACAAGAAUUAUGGCGCCUCAAAUCAAGAAAACAGGAAGGAAAAUCAAAGCCGGAAAUACUGAAAAACUUCCGAUUUACGAGCCGAACAUCCCAGAGCCGACAUCUCGGGAGGAGCUACUCAAAUACUGGCUCAAUAUUUCAUUGGACGAACGAACUGCCAAUAAAGUGCUGUGGCUGACAGAGGGCGGGGCUAAAGUGUCCCGCUUGACAGAUGAGGUGUGUCCUUACCUGGACAGGCCAGAGAGAUUUGACCACAGUCCUCAGGUGCUGUGUAAGGAGUCUAUCUGGGCGUCACGCUGUUAUUGGGAGGUGCAGUACUCUGGCUGGGUGGUUAUAGGAGCGGCAUAUGAGGGUGCUGGGAGGAAGGCAGGCGACGGUCCCUGCGGCCUCGGGGAGAACGAGGAAUCGUGGGGUCUGGGUUGGGCCGGAUCCUGUUAUGACGCCUGGCAUAAAGGAAUCAGCAGCAGGGUCACAGAUGUGCCUCAGUGCUGCACUAUAGGGGUGUAUGUGGAUCAGCCCGCGGGUCUGCUCUGCUUCUACACCGUGGAGACAGAGGAGGAUUCAAAGAAAAAGGAAGUCAAACUUCUUCACAGGUUUAAAAGUCCUAUAAAGGAGAAAAUUCUGCCAGGUUUUUGGGUGGGAAGACAGUCCUCUUGCUUAAUACUCAAGAAAGAGGAAUGAGGUAGAGGGAGACCAAAUAAUACUGUGCUUGUAUUUUAUUUUACACUGUAAAACCUCAUAUCAUCAAUUUAUACUGUAUGUAAAAUUAUUGCUUAUCUGUUUUUCAUUAUAUAGUCUGCUAAUGCCUUUUUGUAAUCAUGCAUUUGCAGUUUCACUGAUUUUAUUUUAAAAACACAUCUUGCUUCUGUGACUCUGGCUAUGACACAGUAAACAGCAUAUUUUGUGCAGCAUUUAUUUGUUAUUGUUAUUAGUAAUAUUGUCACUCUUUUUGAUCAAUAAAUCCCUUGUAAACACAAGCAGAUCACUGUGUUUAGUCUGUACAUAAAUGCAUUUACAAAUCAGCUUCAAGUAUGAAAUUAAAAAUUUCUUUCAGCUGCUGCUGAUGGAUUGUAAUAGUUGAGAACAGCUGCAUUUAGCAGUAAAUGUGAACUGAAGCUCUUGGGGUUUGAACAUGGUCACUGGAGACGGAGCUGCUCUAUUCUGAGACGAUCAGAAUCACUAAAGCUGCCAAUGCAAAUCUGAUUUUCACCUCAAACUCACAGUUUCACUGUUUGAUUGGUUCAACGCUCUGAAAUGGAACAGUUUCACUUCUGUUGUUGGAGUUGUUGAGUUUACUGUAAUGUCAUCUUUAUAAAAGUUACACACAUUAUAUAAG
Molecule: messenger RNA, 1425 nt
Organism: Labeo rohita (rohu)
Lineage: Eukaryota; Metazoa; Chordata; Actinopteri; Cypriniformes; Cyprinidae
Product: tripartite motif-containing protein 16-like protein
Exons: 5
Coding region: 78-770 (230 amino acids)
Molecular function (GO): protein binding
Source: RefSeq, a predicted model, not a curated record